This is a messenger RNA of Asparagus officinalis (garden asparagus), 1321 nucleotides long. RefSeq lists its product as uncharacterized. The record is from RefSeq and is a predicted model, not a curated record. The transcript is spliced from 4 exons. Gene Ontology annotation, molecular function: 5'-tyrosyl-DNA phosphodiesterase activity; single-stranded DNA binding. NCBI's taxonomy places the organism in Eukaryota, Viridiplantae, Streptophyta, Magnoliopsida, Asparagales, Asparagaceae. Gene Ontology annotation, biological process: double-strand break repair. Gene Ontology annotation, cellular component: PML body; cytoplasm. Bases 131 to 1180 code for a protein of 349 amino acids.
GCCCCCCCGCCUUGACCCCUAAGUCGCCGACUGCGAUUGGCACUCCCCUCUUCGUCUUUACUUUAAAGUGCGGGGGGUGAGAGAGAGAGAGAGAGGAGAAGAACGAUCGAGAAGAAGAAGAAGGGAGAGAAUGGGGAAUUCAGGGAGCACAGCGAUCAAGAUAGCCGCCGUUGCAGGCGCUGCUCCUUUAGCAAUCGGCGCUGCUGCUGUAGCAAUCGGCGCUGCGUGGAGCUGUUAUUCGUGGUUGGAUGCGGUGGACCCAAAGCCCGAGGAAUCGGCGGAGACGAAACCUCAAGGGCCUUAUAAGUCGGAGUGGGUUGAGCGGGUUGAAGACUUAUCGGAUCUUGUACCCGGCAAGGGCGAUGAGCUUCCCCGGGACCCAAUAACAGACCGUGUGGGUCUUAGCCACCCAGGUGAAAUCAGAAUCCUCUGCUAUAACAUAUGUGGCAAUGGAUAUUUCAGGUUACCUAAUAGGAUGCAAGCAAUUGACAAACUUAUACAGAAGUAUCUCCCAGCUAUAAUUUUGCUCCAGGAAGUUACACCUGAGAUCUAUAAAAUAUUUAAGAAAUGCAGUUGGUGGGGGUCAUAUAGAUCUUCAGUUGAGCCGGAGAAGGCAACCAGAAAGUGUUUCUGCUUGGUGUUGAGUAUGUUACCAGUGAAGAAAUUCUUCUAUAGCCACUUUAAAAACACAUGUAAGGGGCUUUCUGCAGCUUACAUUAUAACUGCAGAAAGGAAGAAGUUGAUCAUAGCAACUUGCCAUCUCAAGAGGCCAACUCCUCCCGAAAUGAACAGCAUCGAGCGAGUGAGUCAGGCAAAAGAGGCUCUUGACAGGGUCAAAAGUGCAAAAAAUGUAAUAAUUGGAGGUGAUAUGAACUGGAAUGAGGAUUCUGAUGGGGAUUUUCCUUUGCUUGAUCAGUGGAAUGAUGCUUGGUCUGUUCUUAGGCCUGAUGAAGAUGGAUGGACUUAUGAUACUGAAUCUAACGGGAUGCUGCAUCAUAAGGGAGAACUGCAGAGGAGACUUGAUAGGUUUGUUUGUAAACUGCAGGAUUUCGAGAUGCUCAGCAUUAAAAGGAUAGGGAUGGAGAAGAUACAUGGGGUUCGAUAUAAAAUUAAGGGGGCAAAUGUCCCUGUUUUUCCUAGCGAUCACUAUGGUCUACUUCUGACAAUUUGUGCAAAGUAGCAUGUAUCUUAGGUUUUUGUUGUGUGUUCUGCAUUCUCUAUAGAGAAUUCCUAGAAUUUUGAAAUAGAUUGUCACGUGCAAUUAAGCCAGUUGCUUUAUUUUAAAUAGAAUGAAUUCAGAUUGCAGCAUAUUCAUUUAUUA